UUUUUCAUGGAGGGCAUAGCUAGUGCACUAAGAACUGAGAUGAUUGAGUAUAACAUAAAAGUCACCUGCAUUCAACCUGGCGAUGUAAAAACUGAAUUAUUACAUAGGACUAGUGAUUUUGAGGCUCUAAAGCGAUAUGACUGCAGCUCUAAUAAUGAAAUUCUUGAGCCAUCAAAUAUCGCAGAAGCUGUUUUAUUUGCAGUUACACAACCAUCAUUUUGUGCUGUCAAUGAAAUUCUAAUUGAACCAAAAAUGCUACCAAUUUAAAUAUUUAAUAUCACAAGUAAAUCACAUAUAGUACAAAAAAAAAAAUGUAUUCUAAUUUUA
Messenger RNA from Myzus persicae (green peach aphid), 327 nucleotides. RefSeq lists its product as uncharacterized. The coding region runs from base 7 to 267 and encodes 86 amino acids. The transcript has 2 exons. Lineage: Eukaryota; Metazoa; Arthropoda; Insecta; Hemiptera; Aphididae. The record is from RefSeq and is a predicted model, not a curated record.